AUUUCCGGUCCAUGGAAGCCGUUGGCCUGCGGCGGCUACCACCGCUGCUGCCGCCAUUAUGUCCGACACGGACAGCGAUGAAGAUUCUGCUGGAGGCGGUCCAUUUUCUUUAACCGCGUUCCUUUUUGGCAACAUUAAUGGAGCCGGGCAGUUGGAGGGGGAAAGCGUCUUGGACGAUGGCGGUAGAAGUGGAUGUUCAAGCUGUGCGGGCAGACCUCUGCGGGUCCCAUUGCACUGUCUGGGUGCUUUUCCCUGUGUGCUCAUUGACGUUCAUGCACUUGUUUCCUGUGUCCAACUGAAACUCCCUUUCAUUUUGGUUCAUUUCUCGGAGAAUAAAGUUGACCAGUGUCCCCCUCCCUGCAAUAUUACACACAAAAGAGUGAUUUUUGUUCAGGCUUGCUCUCUAAUUCUGGUGACCACAGUUACUUUGGCCUUUAUUCAGAAAACUAAUGUUCCAUUCAUUCAAUCAGAGCGAUAGUUCUUUGAAUCUUUUUUUGUAACUAUAAUGUGUGGCCAUGGCACUGGACAUAGCAUUUCAUAGAGGUCAGGUCACGGUGGAGUUUGGUAGAUUUAUUGUCCUGUUCUAGAAUGUGCUGCUCUUUUAGCAUGCUACAGAAUCAGUUUUCAUAGGGAUUUAUGAAUGAGGGAAGGAAGCCUUGUGUGGGACGUUCAGCUGUACUUGUUACUUUGAUUCUGGUAGUCAGGUUGAGUUGUUAUUUUGACGCUGGUAUUCAGGUUGACUUGUUACUUUUGACCUUGGUGCUGUCCCUUUUUCAGGAGUGUAAGAAGCACUUGGCAGGCUUGGGGGCUUUGGGUCUGGGCACCCUGAUCACUGAACUAACGGCAAAUGAAGAAUUGACUGGGAUUGACGGUGCCUUUGUAAAUGAUGAAGGCUGGAUUAGAGUACAGAAGAUGCUGUGGACUAUUCAGACAUCAACGAGGUAGCAGAAGAUGAAAGUCGAAGGUACCAGCAGACAAUGGGGAGCUUGCAGCCCCUUUGCCACUCAGAUUAUGAUGAAGAUGAUUAUGAUGCUGAUUGUGAAGACAUUGAUUGCAAGUUGAUGCCUCCACCACCUCCACCUCCAGGACCAAUGAAAAAAGAUAAGGAUCAGGAUACUAUUACUGGUGUGUCUGAAGAUGGAGAAGGCAUCAUCUUGCCCUCCAUCAUUGCCCCUUCCUCUUUGGCCUCAGAGAAAGUGGACUUCAGUAGUUCCUCUGACUCAGAAUCUGAAAUGGGACCUCAGGAAGCAACACAGGCAGAAUCUGAAGAUGGAAAGCUGACUCUACCUUUGGCGGGGAUUAUGCAGCAUGAUGCCACCAAGCUGUUGCCGAGUGUUACAGAACUUUUUCCAGAAUUUCGGCCUGGCAAGGUACUUUCUGUGGAGAAUGCCCAUAUUGCAAACCACUGACCUCUUCCAGGUACUGAGUUCUGUUCAGAUGUUGAAUGUGGCUGGGCACCAGUGGCUCAUGCCUCUAAUACUAGCUUCUUGGGAGGCAGAGAUCAGUAGAAUCUCUGUUAGUUCGAGAGACAUUAUCUUG
Messenger RNA from Castor canadensis (American beaver), 1539 nucleotides. NCBI's taxonomy places the organism in Eukaryota, Metazoa, Chordata, Mammalia, Rodentia, Castoridae. The record is from RefSeq and is a predicted model, not a curated record.